GGUUCAGGGGGUGGGGCCGCCGCCCUUCCCGGAAGGAGGAGUCCGACGCGCUCUGGGGCUCGGGGCCGGCGCUGGGGACCCCGUGACCUCAGCAUCCGGGGCCCAGCCCCAAGUCAGUAGAGAAUCACUGGCUCCAAGAAAUCCUUAACAUUGGCCAUCACUCCAGCUGCUGAUGCUGUUCCUCUAAGACAUGUGGCUUUGGCAAAUGAAGCUGUGGGGCCUUGGACCUGGACGGGUGAGAUGGAAGGGAGGAUUCCACUCACCUCUUGUUUUGCUGAGGCUGGUCAGUGGCUGCAGGGCCCCAUUGGUGACAGCGACAGCCUUGGUCAACCAUUGGACACAGCUGUUUGAAAAGAGAGGAGUUCCUGAAGCCCGGGAAUCCAGCGAGUACAUUGUGGCUCAUGUGCUUGGAGCCAAAACAUUUCAGAGCCUGCCAGUCAGCCAGAGAUUCGCCUCCAUCACUGACCUUCAACGGGAACAGAUUGCAAAGCUGUGCACUCAGAGGCUUCAGAGGAUGCCCGUGCAGUAUGUCAUUGGUGAAUGGGAUUUCCAGGGUCUCACCCUCAAGAUGGAAUCUCCAGUCUUUAUCCCACGGCCUGAAACUGAGGAACUGGUCAACUUGGUACUUCAUGAGGAAUCCCAGAGGUGCCAAGAAUCCAGAGCAAAGGGCACUGUAAGCCAUCAGCUCCACUCUGGUCCUCUCAUCCUGGACCUCUGCUGUGGCUCUGGGGCUAUUGCUCUCAGCCUCCUGAGCAAACUGACCCAGAGCCGAGUAGUUGCAGUGGACAAAGGGGAAGAGGCCGUGAAACUCACCAGAGAGAACGCUCAGAGGCUCCACUUGGAAAAUAGGAUCCAGAUUGUCCGACAUGAUAUCACCUCUGGAGUGAACAGCGAGCAGCUGCUUCCAUGGGGGCCAAUGGGCCUCGUGGUCAGUAACCCCCUUUACAUCUUCCAUUAUGAUAUGGAGCAACUGGCCCCAGAGAUCCUCAGCUAUGAAGAUACCGACAGUUUGGAUGGAGGAGAGGAUGGCAUGAGGGUGAUAAAAGAGAUCCUGUCCCAGGCACCCAAGCUGCUGAAAGACUCUGGAAGCAUCUUCCUAGAGGUUGACCCUCGUCAUCCAGAACUCGUUGGGAAUUGGUUACAGAGCCGGCCUGACCUGGAUCUCUCCAUCUUGGCUACACAUAUUGACUUCUGUGGCAAGCCCCGGUUUCUACAUAUUCACAAGUCAAGAGGUACUGGCAGGUAGGGUACCCAGAACUUGCCAAACCUCCAGCUUAUGGGAGCAUCCAGCAAAUCUACCUUUCUGGGACACUGAUAACACAUCAAGAGGCAAGAUUGUUCUCCCA
Molecule: messenger RNA, 1346 nt
Organism: Sarcophilus harrisii (Tasmanian devil)
Lineage: Eukaryota; Metazoa; Chordata; Mammalia; Dasyuromorphia; Dasyuridae
Gene: HEMK1
Product: HemK methyltransferase family member 1
Exons: 11
Coding region: 191-1246 (351 amino acids)
Biological process (GO): protein methylation
Cellular component (GO): mitochondrion
Molecular function (GO): protein methyltransferase activity
Source: RefSeq, a predicted model, not a curated record